ACAAAAGCAACACAGAAGACAAACUGCAGCUGAAAAAUCUUACGCUUUCUGAUCAGAUUCAACACACAAAAAAAACCAACUCACUCUCACCCUCCCCCCCUCUCUCUCUGCGGUUGGGUUUCUCAGAUGAGGGAAUUUAACCGCCAAAUCGAACAUCCAUUAUCAACCUCAUCACUGACAAAACCACCCCGAUGAAAAUAAAAAUCAUGAUCGGCCAUCAUAAUCUCUCAACAUUUCCAUUCAAGUCCUCUUUGUUUUUAGCUCUCCUUUCCCUUUCUCUCUUCCAUCUUUUCUCCAGCCCCUCUCCCAUUUCCCAAACCCUAGCCCCCCAAAACUACAUAGUCCGUUUCAAAGACUACGAGAAAUCGGAUCAUCACCGUCGCUAUUUAGAAUCGAGAGUCAAAUCGGACGGCUGGAAAUGGAUCGAGAGGAGGAAUCCGGCGAUGGACUAUGCCACGGAUUUCGGAGUGUUGGCGAUCCAGAACGAGAGAGUGAUUGGAGAGAUUGAGAGGUUGGAGAUGGUGAAAGAUGUGAACUUGGAUAUUAGUUAUACGAAAAGGGAUUUGCUUGGUUUUGUUGAUGGCGAGAAACGACCUGGCAAGAUGUUUACUUCCAUGUCAUUUAGUGACGCUGAAGAGAGUUAUGCUGUGGCCCAGACCAGUAAUUCUUCUAUUCAUUGGGGUCGCCAACUUUUAGGGCAGAAGUCACAGGUGACUUCCUUGUUUGGAGCAGAUGUUCUUUGGUCAAAAGGGUUUACUGGUCAUAAAGUCAAAAUGGCUAUUUUUGAUACUGGAAUUCGAGCUGAUCACCCGCAUUUCCGCAAUAUUAAGGAGCGAACAAACUGGACCAAUGAAGAUACUUUGAAUGACAAUCUUGGACAUGGAACUUUUGUUGCUGGUGUUAUUGCUGGUCAAGAUGCAGAGUGUCUUGGUUUUGCACCUGAUGCAGAGAUUUAUGCAUUUCGUGUGUUUACAGAUGCACAGGUAUCUUACACAUCAUGGUUCCUUGAUGCAUUUAAUUAUGCUAUUGCAAUCAAUAUGGAUGUGCUAAAUUUGAGCAUCGGUGGACCUGAUUUCUUGGAUCUACCAUUUGUUGAGAAGGUCUGGGAAAUAACAGCUAAUAACAUCAUUAUGGUUUCUGCUAUUGGAAAUGAUGGACCUCUUUAUGGAACAUUAAACAAUCCAGCAGACCAAUGUGAUGUUAUCGGUGUUGGCGGCAUAGAUUACAGCGAUCACAUAGCCCCAUUUUCUUCGCGUGGCAUGAGCACUUGGGAGAUUCCUCAUGGCUACGGUCGUGUGAAGCCCGAUGUUGUUGCAUAUGGACGGGAGAUCAUGGGAUCCAAGAUAAGCACUGGUUGUAAAAGUUUAUCAGGGACUAGCGUGGCUAGUCCUGUGGUUGCUGGUGUGGUAUGCCUACUUGUCAGUGUUAUUCCUGAAAGUGCUCGUAAGGACAUUCUGAAUCCAGCAAGCAUGAAACAAGCUUUGGUUGAGGGGGCUGCUAAGCUCGCUGGUCCGAAUAUGUAUGAGCAGGGUGCUGGAAGAGUUGAUCUAUUAGAAUCAUAUGAAAUCCUGAAGGGUUACCAACCUCGGGCAAGCAUCUUUCCAAGUGUUCUUGAUUUUACAGAUUGCCCUUAUUCCUGGCCCUUUUGUCGUCAACCACUUUAUGCAGGUGCUAUGCCUGUUAUGUUUAAUGCCACCAUUCUGAAUGGAAUGGGUGUCAUUGGCUAUAUUGAAAGUGCGCCAACAUGGCAUCCUGCAGAGGAAGAAGGAAAUCUUCUAAGCAUUCACUUUACUUAUUCAGAAGUUAUCUGGCCUUGGACUGGUUAUUUAGCAUUGCACAUGCAAAUCAAGGAAGAAGGUGCGCAGUUCUCUGGGCAGAUUGAGGGUAAUAUAACUCUUAGGGUGUUUAGUCCUCCAUCUCCGGGUGAGAAGGGCCCUCGAAGCAGCACUUGUGUGCUUCAGCUGAAACUAAAAGUGGUUCCCACUCCACCAAGACAGAAGCGUGUUUUGUGGGAUCAAUUUCACAACAUUAAAUACCCUCCUGGAUAUAUUCCAAGAGACUCUUUGGAUGUUCGCAAUGAUAUCCUUGACUGGCAUGGGGAUCACCUGCAUACAAAUUUUCAUAUCAUGUUCAACAUGUUACGAGAUGCUGGGUACUAUGUUGAAACUCUUGGUUCGCCUUUCACAUGCUUUGAUGCUCGCCAAUAUGGGACACUGCUGCUAGUGGAUCUUGAGGAUGAAUACUUUCAAGAAGAAAUCGAGAAACUAAGAGAUGAUGUUGUCAGUACUGGAUUGGGAUUAGCUGUUUUUGCAGAAUGGUAUAACAUGGAUACAAUGGUGAAAAUGCGAUUCUUUGAUGAUAAUACAAGGAGCUGGUGGACUCCUGUUACUGGAGGUGCGAAUAUCCCAGCAUUGAAUGAUCUUCUGGCCCCAUUUGGGAUCGCUUUUGGAGAUAAGAUUCUGAAUGGGGAUUUUUCCAUUGAUGGAGAGCAAAGUCGAUACGCAUCUGGAACUGAUAUUGUGAGGUUUCCAAGAGGUGGGUAUACUCACGGUUUUCCCUUCCUGGAUAGCUCAGAAAGUGGGGCCACCCAAAAUGUGUUAACUUCGGGCACGACCAAGGCAGACUCUUCAAUUCUUGGCCUUGUAGAGGUGGGAGAAGGACGCAUAGCAGUUUAUGGAGACUCCAACUGUCUGGAUAGCAGCCAUAUGGUCACUAACUGUUACUGGCUCCUGAAGAAAAUACUGGAUUUCACAAGCAGGAACAUUAGAGAUCCAUUGUUGUUCCCAGUUUCAGCUAAAAAAGAUGCGGCCCUAUUUGUAGAUGACAAUCAAUUACCUACUCGUCGUACUGAUGUAAAUUUCUCAUCAUAUUCUGCUGUUGUGGGGAAGGAUUUAAUCUGCAAGAGUGACUCCAGAUUUGAAGUAUGGGGAACUAAGGGAUACAAUCUACAUGUUAGGGGAAGGAAUAGAAGACUUCCAGGCUAUCCUCUUAUAGAUCUGGGGAGGGGUUUGAAUUCUACCAUUGAUACUUCCAAUUUGAGGCGUCCAAAGGACACUCAGAAAAAUAAGGUUGACUCGUUGGGAAACAGGACUUGGGGCAUGCUCUCCAGGGAUGAGGCUGAUGUACCAGUGCUAGUAGCUAGUCAUUGGCUCCUACCUGCAGCAGUAGCAAUUACUGGUCAGCCUUUUGUUGUUGAGCAUUUGGCACAUUCGGCAAAGGCGGCGAAGGAGGAGGAGAGGGUCAGGUUCCGGCCGACUUGGCAAUUUAUAGCUAAAAGAACAAUCAUUUUGAUAACUUCUCUCCUAUUUUCUCGCAAUCUGAACUUUUUUUUUUUUAACUGUAACGUUGUUACGAAAUUGAGCGUGCUGUUGCCGGCAUCAUAGUAGAAUUUAGUUGUAUUUGCUGUAGAAUUAAUAUUAUACUUUUGGUCUGGAUGCUUGCAGUGCCACAAAUUUUUAAAGUAAUGAAAUCACCAUUUCACC
Molecule: messenger RNA, 3482 nt
Organism: Populus euphratica (Euphrates poplar)
Lineage: Eukaryota; Viridiplantae; Streptophyta; Magnoliopsida; Malpighiales; Salicaceae
Gene: S1P
Product: SITE-1 protease
Exons: 10
Coding region: 192-3383 (1063 amino acids)
Biological process (GO): proteolysis
Cellular component (GO): Golgi apparatus
Molecular function (GO): serine-type endopeptidase activity
Source: RefSeq, a predicted model, not a curated record